Selaginella moellendorffii is the source of this 1348-nucleotide messenger RNA. RefSeq names its product GDSL esterase/lipase At4g01130. Lineage: Eukaryota; Viridiplantae; Streptophyta; Lycopodiopsida; Selaginellales; Selaginellaceae. Gene Ontology annotation, molecular function: hydrolase activity, acting on ester bonds. The transcript has 5 exons. Bases 60 to 1235 code for a protein of 391 amino acids. The record is from RefSeq and is a predicted model, not a curated record.
GAGGAGCUGCGCAGCGACGCGCCUUGGAUCGGCUGAAAUAUCCAAGAUCAUCCGCGGCGAUGAGGUUUCCAUCGCUUGUCUUGCUCGUGUUGUGCGGCAUUUUGGCGCAGGGGCAACGCGACGACAACGGCGGCCACAGGUGCUUCCCAGCGAUCUUCGGCUUUGGCGACGAUUGGGGCGAUGUCGGGAACCUCCAGGCGCUGUAUCCGGCGGAUCUUGAGAAGCUGGAGGACGAGGCGCCCUACGGGAUGUCCUACUUCAAGAAGCCCGCGCGGCGGCUCUCGGAUGGGCGCUUGAUGCUGGAUUUCGUCGCUCAGGCGCUGGGAAUGCCCCUUCUUUCGUCCUACGCUGUGGGGGUUGUUUCGAAUUUGCAGCACGGCAUCAGCUUUGCCGUUGCCGGGAGCACUGCGAGCUCGAUUGGUUUGCAGCAGAACCCGUAUCAUCUCAUGAUUCAGAUCCAGUGGCUCCAGAAGCUCGAGUCGGACGUGAGAGAUGCUCUUGGGAAUCAAUCUCUUGCUAAGACCACCGAGACUUUGCCUAACGAGCAGUCGUUCCAGGAGGGUCUCUACAUGAUUUCUACCGGGCAGAACGACUACAGAUACGCAUUCUUCCGCGAUAACAGAACGGUUCGUGAAGUGGAGCGCACUGUAAUCCCCUACGUCGUGGAGAACAUCACAGCCACUGUUUUGUUCCUCUCGACGACUUUCAGAGCGGCCAACUUCAUGGUCUUCAAUCUUCCACCUCUGGGAUGCUCGCCCGAGUUCCUGACCAGCUUUGCCAGCACGGAUCCCAAUGACUACGACACCAUGGGCUGCCUCAUCGACUACAACCGGAUCACAGUUCUUCACAACGAGCGUCUCAGGGUCACCUUAGACGUGCUGCGAGCCAGCUUUCGGGACUCCGUCCGGAGGCUCAUCUACGUCGACAUGGCCGCCAUGGUGACUGGCGUCGUAUACGAUCCUGAAUCCAGAGGCUUUCAGAACGGACUAGAAGCUUGUUGUGGGACUGGAAAGCCAUACAACUACGAUCCGCGAGUUCCCUGUGGAACGCAGCGAGUGAUCCGCGGCAGGAACUUGACCGCUCGUGCCUGUUCUAAUCCGAAGCACUACGUGAGCUGGGACGGCAUCCAUACCACCGAGGCGUUCAACAAGGCCGCAAUCCACUCGGUUCUUUCCGGACACUACAUCGAGCCUCAAACGCAGCUUGGGUGCCGCUUCAACUUUAGCGAGUUUUGAAGCGUUACGUGAUUACCUUUUUCUAGAGUUUGCGCUGUUCGUGAAUAAGGAAGGAUAAUUUUCAUGACAAAAUAAUUGUAACAAUGAGCUUUUACAAACAAAUCCACACUGCA